GUAAAAAUGGCAGCAUUCCGUGGCUUCUCACAGGAUAAUUUUUGCAGAAGGCCUAAGAAGAAAAUUAGUUGACACUGCUGUCACAAGUCUUCGCACACGAACGUUCCUCGCACGAGGCAAGAAAGGUGGGCGUUCCGUUAAUGCAUUAAAUAAUUGAAUUUCUAUUUAUAAAAGUGAAUUCGGAAAAGAAAAAUGGUGUAUUAUGUCGGAAGUACUACGGGUUAUUUUUUUUUGUCAUUGGAACACUUGUAAAAGUUACAUUACACGAAAAUUGCCAGUACGUGAAGUGAAAAGUGUGCACAAAAAAUUUUAAUUGAAUUUAAACCUUACUUUCUGUAGUGUUUUUCGAUGACUGUGUGUUAUUAAUAAGUACGUAGUUUUGAUUAUGAACAUACGUAGUAGCUCAAGUACGCAACUGAAAUGUCGCUGUAUUAAGAGAAAAGCUGAUAUAUGUAAGCUGCGUUUAUUCUAACGAAGAACUAAUAAUCAAAUAAUAUUUACCUCAUACUUUAUUCACAUUUUAAACGUGCACAGAAGAGUGUAAGUGUGGGCAGUUUGACUCUGAUGGUGUUUACUUGCUGCGUUUCUUGAGAAGUUAUUUAGAAAAGAGGAAUAUCUAACCAGUGGUACUGUAUUUUUUACAGUAUGAAGGAGAAAUGUUGUGAGAAAACAGAAAUGUUUAUUUUUGAUGAGUUUUUUCGGUUCCUGACAAUUUUUUCGGACGACUGUGGUAUUUUGUGCUUCGAUUUUACGCAGAACUUGAAGUGCUCGUGGAGUUAUGCGUCUAGUAAGGCAGAAUACAAAAACAUUCAAUUUUCGCGUAUUCUGACACUGACAGAAUGAGGCAAGGGCGCGGAGGUCAACGAAGCAAGAAAUGUUGUAGAGGACGAGGAGUGCCCCCAAUCACGCUGCCAGCCACGCUGGAGGACCCCGCUGCCACUUGGAAGGGACCACCCCCCGGCUCAGAGCCCCAGAACUUUGCUCCCAACUCAGGCCAGAACUUUUCUGGUCCGCCGGCGAGCUUCCAAGGACCCUCUCCCUUCCAGGGCCCACCUGCCGGGGCGGGAUCCCCGGCAGGUGCACCACCUUACUCUGGCCCCCCACCCGGUUCGGGAACGCCACAGUACACCGCUUCGCCCGCCCCUUCCGGCUCGUCCACGCCUGGCCCGGGUCCUCCUCAGUCCGUGGGCAAUGCGGGGUUCCCUCCUCCACCGAACAACGGACCGCCGUACAAUGGACCCGGGCCGGGACCGUUCGGCUCUCCGUCUGCGAGUGGCCCGCAGUUCGUCGGUAGGCCGGGCUCGUCGGGACCCCCGUUCGUGGGCGGCCCUCCGGGUGGAGGCAACCCGCACUUUCCCUCCGGCCAACCGUUCGGCGGUCCCCAGUACGGCAUUCCUCCCGGCUCUCCGUUCGGCCAUGGUCCGAGCCACCCCAUGUCCGGUCCGCUGCCCGGCCAUGGUAUAAUGCCUGGGCAGAUCCCUGGCCCCAAUCCAGUCGACAGGAUAGACCAGGGCUGUUCCAGGUGUGCCACGCACGAGUGCCAUGGAACACAGUUGAGAACCGGUGCCGUAGAGGAUAUUCCUCUUCAAAGGGGCGCGCUGGUCGACAGCAGCUAUGGCGGCUCGCCGCGGCCCAUAUGCAACCUGCCUCAUGCGCACGUGUAUCGGCGGCACACUCCGUAUUUUGGCCAGCCCGACUACCGUGUCUACGAACUUAACAAAAGGCUUCAACAGAGAACGGAGGUGAGUUUUCAGGAGAGUGAUAACCUCUGGUGGGAUGCGUUUGCCACAGAGUUCUUCGAGGAUGAUGCCACCCUCACUCUUACCUUCUGUUUAGAGGAUGGACCCAAGAGAUACACUAUAGGAAGGACGUUAAUUCCGCGGUAUUUUAGGAGUAUAUUCGAAGGAGGCGUGACAGAGCUGUACUACAACCUUCGACACCCCAAGGAGUCCUUCCACAACACCAGUAUUACGCUGGACUGCGACCAGUGCACGAUGGUGACGCACCACGGCAAACCCAUGUUCACCAAGGUGAACAAUUUGCUUGCUGUCCAGGUGUGCACCGAGGGUCGUUUGAUUCUCGAGUUCACUUUUGAUGACUUAAUGAGAAUCAAGUCAUGGCAUUUUGCGGUGCGGUCCCACAGGGAGUUGAUACCUCGCUCUAUGGUGGGCAUGCAUGCCCAGCAAGACCCCGCCAUGCUGGACCAGUUGUCGAAGAACAUCACGAGACAAGGGAUCACCAACUCCACCCUCAACUACCUCAGGCUGUGCGUGAUACUGGAGCCCAUGCAGGAGCUGAUGUCCCGCCACAAAGCGUAUGCACUCAGCCCCCGCGACUGUCUCAAAACCACCCUGUUCCAGAAGUGGCAGAGGAUGGUUGCCCCGCCGGGUAAGAGAGAGUCCCAGCGACCGGCGAACAAGCGGAGGAAAAGGAAAGGCUCGCAGUCCGGAGGCGCAGCCAACAACGCUCCUCCGGUGCCCAACAAGAAGCGGUCGCCCGGCCCCAACUUCUCCCUGGCGUCCCAGGACGUGAUGGUGGUCGGAGAGCCGUCGCUGAUGGGAGGAGAAUUCGGGGAUGAAGACGAGAGGCUCAUCACCCGACUGGAGAACACGCAGUACGAUGCUGCCAACUCGCUGGACCACGACAACCACGGCUUCUCGGACUCGCCCAUGACGGGCGGGCCCAACUCGUGGGGAGGAGGGGACCGGGGACCAGGGGGGGUGGGGGUUGGUCCCCCGGGGGGCGCGACGCCCUCUGGCCAGGACUCUGGCAAGAAGUCUCCUGCGGUUAGCCAGUGAUGAACAGCGUGCAUGUGGUUCGUGUUUGUACGGGUGGCUUACAUGGCGGCAUUCUGCCUCGACAUUGUCUCUCUACUAUCGCCAAGAAUUCCCGAGUAUUUAUGAUACGCCCUUUUCAGUGUGUGUUUAUUUUAUUUCUUUUUUUAAUUUUCGACACUGUUUCCUUGCAGCAAACGUACUAGUUACGUAAAUUUAUUGUGGGAUUUAUAUUUUCUUUGUGAAAAUUUUUUUUUGUAAGCAUGUGUGUACUUAAUUAUUAUACAUUGGUUUCAUAUUGUUUUGGAACUAUUAUACACUGCCCAUUUUUUCAUGUUUGUUGAUGUGAUAUAUAUUUUUAAAUUUUUCGAGUCAGGUGUUGAUCUGUGCUGUUUGUAUUUGCCAUGCCAAAACUUGCAUGAUUAUUUAAUUUUUUUUUUGUUACUACUGUAACAAAAAAUUUUGAUGCUACUGUACAGUGUAAAAUGAGCAUCUCCAUAUGUACUCUGCUGCAACAAUAGUAAACAACACAUGUCCAGUAUUCAAAACUCUUGCCACAUCAUUUCCUUUGCUCUCAUUCUUGCUGGAUUUUAAAAUGGUUGUUCGUGUAUAUCAGGGGUCUUCAAACUAUGGUUUUAAUUUAAUGUAGGUAUGUUGGUAUGAUGAGCCAGCUAUGUCUUGGCCUGUGGGACUUAGUGGAGUCAGUGUAGGCUAACAAUUUUGGAGACCCUGGUUUAUAUCGUGAGUGGUGCUGAGUUGACAAGAUGUACUUACGUGAUUAUUUUUCAUGAAGCAGUUGCUUCUUCUGCAGUUUUAUCAAAUUGUUUUGGUUUGUUUGCACCAAAUUUAUUUUUGUUUAUAGCAUUUUUGUCACAUAGAUGUGAUUGUGAAAGAAAAAAUUUUAGACAUUACUUCAUUUCAAAGUUACUGUAAAACUUUGUAGUUGUUAUAAAUGGUAUUUGCUGAUGUACUUAGCAUAGUUAGUACUAAAGCAUAACCUUUUUACCACUAUAUUCUGAACAUUUUUCUAUAGUCUUGCAAGAUUUGCAAUAUUCUGCUCUAAAUUAUAGGAUUUUAUUUAGCAUACAUGUAGAGUGAAAUGUGUGUUUAAUUUUUGUAGGCAUGUCACAGCAUUUAGACAUUUUUUGUUCCUGAGCCAACAUAGGACCUUAACCCUAUGCUUGAUAUCACUAAGCAUAGAGCAUAUACUUUUCUAAAAGCUUUGCUUCUUAUUUUUCAAAAAAAAAAUUGUCAUGAACUUGAAAUACCUGUAUGGUUAUCAUAAUCUUUUUAAUAAAAUAUAACAAAAAAAUGCCAAGCAUGCCUGGAACAAUAGAAUCCACAUCAUUAUUUUACUUACUUAAAUUGAUAAUGGUGCUUAUUGUGGUUUAAGAAAGAUUUGUACUUACGAUACACAAUAAUAGGAGUGUGUGGUAUUGAUAAAAUUUUAUAUAGUUGUGAAAGUUUACGUCUCAUUGUAAUUUGAUGGCAUUUUAAUUAAGUCUAGGUGUAAAUGUUAUUUUGGUUAGAUAUUUUAAAUAUGUUAACCAUAUUUUUAAUGUGGUGCCUCUAUUCACCCUGGCAUGCUGACAGUGAAAUUUAUUACAGUAAAGGAAGUUUGUUGUUGCACGUAGACCGUGAAUUUAGGGACAAAUAUUUUAAUAUUUGACUAAUAAAUUAUAUUAAUUACUGUUAUAAUUUGCUGUUUGCAGAAAUAUUUAAACAUAAUGGGGUUUGUCAAAAUUUAUAGAGGUAUCACAUGGCAUAACAGUAGAAAUUAGCUUUUGAAAUUAGGUAUCAAUAACAUUAUGUAUUUGCUUAUUUUCAGUUAUUUCAGUCUAAUACUGUAUUAUAUACGCACCUGUGUUUUGAAUUUUUGAAUGCUUAAAAUCAGGUGAUCUUAUGAUUGAUUUUUGAUUUACAAAAUUUACUUAAUUUUAAGAUGCAUAUUUGCAUUGAUUGGUUAAGCUGAGAAACUAGGGUGCAUCUUAUAAUAAAUAAUACCCUACAUUCGCAACCCAAUGUUUAAACAUCUGAGAAAAGUAUAAGUAGUGCAAGUCAGUUAUUGAGGUUAUUCAGGAUGGGGAACAAGAAACUGUGAUGGCUUGUUUACUUUCACUUUAAGAUAAUUAUAUUUGCACCAUUACUAUUAGAGAUGCAUGUUUAUUUCAGAAAAGUACUGGACACUUUACAUGUUAAGAACUGUCUUUGCUAAUUUGCAUUUGAUGCUGUUACAUAAAUACAGUCUGUGCGCAAAACCUGCUAGGCAAUGAUGUAAAUAUUGUUGGAUUCUCUUAAGUCAUUAACUCAUUAGUAGGGACAAGAUUAUAUGGUUUUGUAUUCAGGCUAAUUUCGUUUUUAAAAAAAACAGGAAAUUUCGGCAUUAUUGUUUUAAUUUUUUAUGAAUUCUGUGUAUUCAUAACUAUAGCAUAUUAUUAAACAAAUGUGACACUAAAAUGAUUUUGAUUAAUAUACACUUUUAAAUAUAAUAAUUUUUAAUAAGCAUGUUUAACUAUUCAAUACAAAAAUAAUAAAUUGGCAAGUAUUUGUGUGUUUGGAAAAUGUGCCAACUCAUAAUGUACAACUAAUAACACUUGCAAGAUAAAAGAAAGUAAUUUUUCCUAUUUUUUUAGUACAUACAUUUUGGUACAAACUUUCUGCUAAAUAAACUACAUUUAUUGGAUUAUACUGUAUUAAAAUAUUAGGUUUUUGUGAUUUGAAUUAAUUUUUGCUUAUAAAUGCUCAUUUAUAUCAUGAUUUUAGUUCCAUUUCAGUGCAUUAAGGUGUAUUAAUUGCAUUUUGAUGUUAGGUGUAUGGUGUAUUGACACAGUUUUCGAUGUUGGUAUUUCAGUUUUAUUGUAAUCCACCGUAUACUCUUGUUCCUACUCAUUAGGUUAUGUCUUAUGAGAACCAAUUAAAUAUUAACAUUCACAUUUUUACAAUGAAAUUGCUAGUAUGCAAAUUGAAUUGUGUCUUAUGCCCCCAAGGUAAACGUUUUUGAGAAACUUCUGAGGUUGUUUGGAGAUAAAAAAAAAAAUCAGUGGCAUUUUAUAUUCUGAUAAAUACAGUAAUUUUAUAAAUUUUUCUAAAAGGACCAGUUUGUGUAAAAAUCAAAUUCUUUGGUAUAUUUUUAGUGUAUAGUAUCCAUUAAUAUACUUAGCACAUCAGUAGGCAUACUUGUAUACACAACAAAAUAAAAAUGAGUGGUUAACAUUGAAGGUAAAUAAUUUCAAUAUUAUUCUGCUCAGAAAUUCCAGUAGAUAUAAGUGACGACCAUUUGCAGUUGAAUGGGUUACAAAAUCUCAGUACUGCCCUCCUAAGCAAGAAAGCCCUAACACCAAUAAACCAAAUUUUACAGGAGAGCAAAAAGAACAUUGUUUCUUGGCCAUACUAUACUAAUUUAUAUUUGCACAAUUAUUACAUUUAGUAUAUGUAAUCCUUAGUAUGUAAAAGUAUUAUGAUAUGGUUUUUAAACAUAUUUUAUAUACGGAAUGUAUUAAAAAUAGAGUUAAGGUGUUCAUACCUAGAAAAAAUGGUUAACAGAUAUGUACUUUUAAGGAAGAAAACCUGAUCUCCAACAAAACUUAUUGUCUCACUAACAGAACGAAUAAGAAAUCUAAAUUUACUGUGAACACGUGUAAGCAGCAAUACAAAAAAAAAUAUAUAUAUUAAAUGUAUGCAAUAUAAGCAACUAAUACUGGAGUUUAUCAAUCAUUUCUAGCAAAAACUUAAGCAAACAAACUAUUAAUUACAGCAUGCUGCACAGUUAUUGCAAUGUGAUAUAAAGUCAAAAGUAAUGGUAUAAGAACUAACUGUGUUAUGUACAUUUCUCAUCCAUUACUUAUCAUCAGAGAUGCACAGAUCUGGAACAUAGUUUACAGGCAGGUCUUUCCAAAAUUGUCUGCAACUCUGUGGCAUGAGUGGUACAAGUUUUUUCAGUAUUUCUUGUUUUUUCUCUGGGCAGGCACCUCUUGCAGAUGUUUUGAAUGUUGGAGGUUUCAAAGUAGUGGACAGGCCUUUCUUGGUCAUGAAGUCAAGGUUUAUUGUUGGGGAAAAUUCAUAAUAACAUGACUUAUAUUGUAGAUUGUUGUUUCCUUUUUCUGCCUUGAUGUAGCCUAUGUCACUUAAAAUAGGACGGUUAGCAAAGUUGUCGUACCUCAUACAUUUGACUUCAGUUUUUCCAGAGUUAGCCUUUGCAACAGAGUCUUGAAAAUCCAUGAAGUCAUACACCUUACCAUGGCGGUGUAGGGAUUGCUCUACUUGAUGGUGGAAAGAAUCAGCAGCCAUAAACGUAUGGCCUGGCUCAAAGAAAUACAACUCAAUUAUGUGUGUGGAUACAUACUCAGAAUUGACAAUAUGCACAAGAUACGUAAGUAAGCACCAAUUCUUAUUCUGUCCAGAGCAGUUGUCCAGCCAUAAAACUAUGUGGUGUAUGUCUCUGCAGUGUAGGAAAUAGCAUUGAAUGCACUAUGUCCUCUUUCUUUCUGCCAGAUAUGCCUUCAAGCCAUAUGACAGCUAGAGGUUUCAAAGAUUUUUGUUUGCCACCAACAGGAACAAAACCCUCAUUGAAUGCAAUGAUGCACUUUGUAAACAUUGCAGACUUGAAACCUUCCAUUCUUGGUAACAUAAUUACUUUUUGUAAAUGAGCUGUAAAAUAAACUUUUUUCCCCACAUGGUUCUUCAUCUCCAUGUUUUCUGUACAAAUUUCUGUCUGUGUUACUUUGGUCAAUGUGGUGUUUCCAUUCUGUACAUUGUUCACAGUCUAGUACCAAAUAAUCUUUGCUAUGGUCUGAAUUAUGGUUAUUAAAUGCCUCACAUGCAUCACAUUCUUCAUUGCCAAGCUUAGCAAAUGAUAUAUUCAUUUCUUUGACAACAGAUCUAUAUAGAUCAUAGGAACAUUUUAUGUCGGGGUGAGAAGCAACAAAGUUCUUAUACAUUUCAUUUACAUUUAUGUUACUUGGAAGAUAUCGCCUAUUGGGUGCAUGGGAGCGAAGGUAAUGGGCGAUGGAAGGGUUGUAUGAUUCAAUGUGAUCCUUCAAGACCUUUUAUCAACCUUGGUUGGAGGUAUACCUUUUCCCCUCCCAUCUGGUGAAAUGUUGGUGGGGUCAUUUUCCACACACAAAACAUUGUGUAAUAUAGUAUCAUUAUUUUUCGUGUAGCCUAACGUUGUUAAGAAGAAGGAAGACUUGAACUUGCUCUCCAUUUCCAUCUGUAAGGUAAUAUUUGAAUGCAAACCUACGUCGUGUUGGAAGUCUCACUUCCCCGUCUUCUUUUAAUACUUUGCCUAGUUGUUGAUAUUAGGAUAAAAUGGCUUCGAUCAAUCCAGCUCUUCUUGGUAUAUAUCUCAUUAAUAGCAACUUGUCUUGAUUCAGGAAUACGUGCUGUACACUUGAGACGGCAUGCAUCGCAAGGAGGGUGUAAAGGGUGCUUAUCACUAUAAUUCUCUAUGCUUAUUGCAUGUUUUUCUUCCUUUGAAAGCUGUUGUUUUUUCUUUCGUUGACGCUGUUUGCCUUUCUUGGCAAGUUGAAGUACUUGGUCAUUUUGAUUGUUCCCAUCUAAUUCUUCAUCGAACUGUCUUAAUUCCACUUUACUAGUUCCAUGUUCCACUACAUAAUUUUCUUUAACUGAAUUCUCAGAAUCUUUUUCAUUGUUAUCUAAAUUGUCCAGCAGUCUUUCUCUGUCCAAACCUUGUCUUCCUUUCUCAUUAGCUUCAAAUGCUUGCUCGACAUUUGUCUUGCAUAUGUCUAUGUCAUGUUCUUCUUCAAUACACUUGCUUGAAAUAUUAGUGAUUUUCAUAGGUGAUAAUUCAGUUAGAGUAUAAUUAUUAUCAUUGUCUGCAUUCUCAGGAUCUUGACUAGGAAUAGACCUACAUGUACAAAUGAAGCAUUAGGGCUACACAAAAAAUCACUGUCAUCACUUGUGUUGUUUCGCUCUAACAAACUACAAAUAUACCUUCCUCUUGAAAGUUUUUUAUGUGUGUCACUUUUAUUCACAAUAUUAUUACUUGACAUCUUCAAUUAUAUUAUUUCACAUCACUGAAUCUAAAUUAUUUUGACUUACAUUCUUGCACUUUGGGUAUAUCUGAUGGAUAAAUAAACCAUAAACAUGACAAUAAACAGUACUUAAUGUUGACAACAAAAGUAACAAUCAACAUGGCCAUUCCAUAUACUCAUAUGUACCAACACAGUGGCACAUAAUAUUGCCUGCAGAUUUUGUGUUCCACACAGUGCUGCCAUCUCUGUCCUGGAGAAAUAUUAUAAUAAUUCCUCCCGAACAGAAAUGGCAGCACAGAGGCUAAAAGAGUCUCUACAAGUAAUAAUUACAUGUUUUCCCAAAAAUAUGAUAUGGCAAAUCUUUAUUUAGAGUGUAAAUGACAAGAGACUCACUUUUAAUUUACUUAGAAGCACCUAAGGCAUCAUGUACACCUUUGUCAACUAUUGAAAACCGUAAGAAAGAAAGCCUUAAGUACAAAGACUGGUGCACUUAAAGCUUUCUUCCUUCAAAUAGUCAACAUAAGGCCUUUUUCCUUAGUUUUGCCCUAACUUUUGGACUUACGGCUUUUUUCACUAGCGAUUUAAACAGGCAAAGAUUCGUUAUGACACUGUUUUUGUAGCGUAGAAAGGUGUAUUCUGUUCCAAAGCUUCAGAAUAUGAAAAAAUAAAAAAUAAAAAAUAAAAAAUAAAUGGAGUUAAGGCUUUCUUUCUUAGGAGGGCAGAGUAGGUAAACCCAUAUUUAAAGGCUCUGAACUAAGUUUAGGAUAAAAGUACAACAUGAUUUGUUAAUACAGCUUUAUGUUCUUUAGAAACUGUUUAAUUAGUUGUCCCUGAAAUUACUUUGGCUUUUGGAUUUUAGCAUAAUUAGGAUCAUAAUAUUUACAUACUUUCUGUGUUUCUGUAAUUAACUGUAGUCAUAAAAAUUAAACACUGUUGAACUUUUUUUUAAUUCACCAAUUUUACAAUUUCUUUAAAUUUUGAAACUUUUUUACUGUGGUCCUGUAGAAUCUGCAUACAGUAACAGUUUCCCUGCUGAAUUUUACCACAGUUUUUCCCUAAUCUCUGAACGGUGUAAAAUGAAGUUUCAUUGUAGUAGAGAAGUUAACUACCCUGAAUAAGUCAACUUCAGUAUCUGCAUCUUGACGUGAAAAACUUGCGUAGUGGUUAAUGAAUUUGCUGGUGGAACUGCCACAUGUCUUGGUGCACUGUAACAGGGAAAGUGUUUUCUCACCUGGAAAAUAAACAAGUAAAUAAAAACCACAAAAUUCUAAGAUAUUGAUUUUAAAACUAGAUAGUAUGAUUUACUGCUCUGUGCAUUUUCAAUAAUUGUGCUCUUUUUUUUUUUUUUUUUUGCAUUGCUCCUUUUGUCCCUUGCAGUUAUAUUGAUCUCUUGAAAUUGAAACAAAUCAGAGUUUCCUAGCGAUGACCUGACUUCUGGUCAGUCAGCCAUGUUGGGAAAUUAGUCCUUAGAGCAGUUGAGUAAUGUAUGGUUUUCCAAAGGCUUGGUGGCUUGGUAUCAUUACAACAUGCAUGUUUUUAUGUUGACAAAAAAUACAUGUAGUUUGGACUUAGGUAAAUAGAUUUGAGAAUCUCUCGUGCUGAUGGUAUAGAGACAACAAAACUACAUUUGGAUUAAUUUAACUGUGGGAUUCUGCCAUGCAAAAAAAAUUGUCACUCUCAGUGCCAAGUACUAUACUUUUAAAGUCAAACAAUUUUCAUUAUAAAUCUGGCUUUAAUAGGAAUGUUCAUGGUAACUACUAAAGUUCCACUUGUAUUAGAAAUUUGUGGGGUUUUGAACCCUUUUAUGUGAAUUGAAAAAAGUUUAGUAAUGCAUAUAUGAUCAGGUUUUUCUCUGAUGAAGUCUUUGAUGCCCCAGCAUGUUGAAUUAUAUCUCAUCUGAACAUUUUCAGAGUCCUAAAAGUGUAAUAAGCUUUAGUGGCUUCAAUGAUAUUCAGGCUCUGAAUGUUAAGAAAAAAACUGUUUUAUGAAAAUGCAAUAUUCAUUUCAAAAGAUGUUUUUCACAAUUUCUAGCGAAACUUAAUUUGCUAUCUUGAAAUACAAAAAAUUAACAUAAACAUGCACCCAUUAUUUUUAUGUUUCUGUUUGAUAAAUAAUGCACUGUGUCACAUUCUGUUCUAUCACAAAUCGUAGAGCCUUGAAGAAGUUUUGUUUGACAUGUCUGUAUAAUGUUUCCACUGUGCGUACGUUUGUCAUUGUGCAGCUGAUGUACAUAAAUGAACUCGUGGUGAGAGUUGACUUCAUCUGCACCACGAUACAUCUGUAGACUGAAUGUGUCUGGCCACUGCCCAAUAUUUUGAAAAUGAUAAUAUUUAUAACUGAAGAGCUCUCUGCAUUCUUGUAAUUAGGCAAUGGAAUUCAACAUUUCAAGAAAAUUAUAUUUGUUUCAUGGUUAGCAGAUACGUCAGUUUUGUUUUCAGUUUACAAACGUUUCAGUGUGUUGGUUUGUAGAUACAUCAUGGAAACAGUUUUUUCAAAGAUAUGCUAUAUUAAUCUAGAAAAUUCAUAGCAUAAAGAUUCUAUCCAAAAACCAAAAUAAUGGGUUCAAAAUUAGAACUGAGGAAUCAGUAAUGGAUUUUUCCUUAGUACAUCUGUGCUAGGAAAAAAAAACUGUUAGAAAUUGCUUGAGUUUGUAUUUUCAAGAGAAAAUAUUAAAAGGGUAGGAGAAUAGAGUACAUAACAGCAGAGUAUUGGUUGUAUAGCAAUACUGCAUGGCCAGGUAAUGUCUCUGUGACUACACUUUCAAGGCAUUGCAGAGUGAGCUCUGUUCUUUUUUUUUUCCCCUUUAAAGGUACUUAUCACAAAAAUAAUUUUUUUUAAAAAAAUAUUGUUAUAUAAUGAUUACUGAUUAAUGGACUGCAACCCAUUAAAUACAAAAAAAAAUAUUUUUCAAUUAAUACAAGUGUUGGCCAUGAGGACCAAUGAGCAAGCAACUAGUGAGGUUAGGCACGAGGAUUUUUGGCUGGGACAGUACGCCAGUUUGUAAACAUAAGUUUUGAUUAAGUUUACAAUGACUCUAGGAAAACUAGACAUUUUGUGUGAUGUAGCAAACAGUGAAAACAUUUUACUGUGCAUGCAGCAACUAUUACCUAGCAUGCAAGUUCUUUAUUCUUUUUAGCACUGCCAGUAUUAGCAGUUAAGUGUUAUGAACAACAAACAUUUGGUCAUGCUACACAAUCAACUGGCUUUCACUGGAUGUCACAGAAGUGCUAACAUAUUCAGAGCGGAGAGCAACGUCCAUCAUUCUAGUCAUUUUGUUGAAUUUGCGUCCAAGAACUGUUUAGUGAUUUUUUAUUGUUUGAAGCACAUAGUACAUCUAUACCUGAUGCUGAAGUUUUAGUUUUAGUUUAGAGGUUUUGUUUUAAUAUUUGAAGCUUGGACUUUAUUUUCGAUUGAGUUGUGCAUGCAAGUUUUUAUUGUUGUAAAAUGGGGAACUCUUACUAUUACUUUUGUUACCGCCUUCUAUUCUAAUAUAAAGUAUUGUUUGUUACUGAUUACCUAUUUUCAAAAAUGCUUACAAAUAAGAAUUUUUUUCACAUAAGAAGAUAAUUGAUGUGUAAUUCCCAUUAAAAUGCCUCACUCCAACACUGCAGCGUCACAGCAAGAGUGACGAAAAACAGUCAUUGUGCAAAAUGCAAAAUGCAAAAAAAAAAAGUAUAAAGCACACAUGUACAAAAACUGUGUGGCAAAACCCUUUUAUAUAUAUAUAUAUAUAUAUAUAUAUAUAUAUAUAAGAGUGUAUAAGAAUCAAGUAGUCGUGUUUUGCCUCAAUUGGGAUGUUAUAUCUGCAAGAAGUUUUAUGCAGUUGGUUAAUUAUUUGCAAAUAAUUAAUAAAUCUGUAAAUUUGAAAAUAACAAAAUAAUUAUAAAGUCAUAAAAGAAGGAAGUGGCUUUUCUUUUGGCAGCUCGCUGUGGCCUCUAUCACCGGGAGAAUGUCUCGCCGAGUGAUGGCAAGGCUGGUGCCGGCCCCACAUCCGGGUGUUUGCGUUAUUACAGUUAUCGAGUCUAGUUGGUUUGCUGCUUGACAAAAUAUGUAUAGACGAUGUUGCAAUACCUUGUACUUAAAUAUUCUGGUAUCCAGGCGAGCCAAACACAAAAGUAUACUUACAAAAAAUAAUAUGCACUUCAAUGAGACAUUUUACCCAGUCACUAGCUAAUAACUCAUAGGUUAUUGAAAUUUCCUAGUGAUAAGAACUACAUGUGAGAUUGUAGAAAAAUACUUCUUGAAUAAAAUUUAGAGUCAGUGAUUUUAAAGACUUGUUAUGUAAUAAAAGUAUUUUUAACCACGAAAAGCUUUUAGCACCACAAGGUUAUGUAUAGUCAAAUGGUUCUAUCCAGGGUUAAAAUUCACGCUCUUAUAAUGAAUGGUAAUAAUUUAACAAACAAUGGUUAAUGACUAUUGAACACCUUUGCCGAUAGUGGCAUAUCCUUUAUAUGAAAACUAAUCUGUUGGAGUCUAUACAUGAUGCCUCGAGGGUAUGUGGAACCUAAUGCCAGCCAAGGGACUUUUGCCUCGUGAUGUCAAACCAAUCACAAAGCAUUGUGAUAAUUCACGUAAUUCCUGACAUAAUGGAAAUUUUUUCUUGUAAUGGCCUGGUCUGAGGUCUUUGUGACACACACAGUGUUAAUGAAUCACCUAAAAUAUGUGUGUUCCCCAUUAUUGUGUGCAUGUUGGCAGAAAACUUUUAAGUUAGAUAGGUUUGCAAAUGUGUACAUGUGUAUGAUUUUGAGCAUUACAUCACAUUGGUGUUAGCUGAACACAGUUUUAAGUUUUGUUUUAGUAAAAGCUUGGUUUUUGUGAUUGUGACAUUACUAAACCACAUCCUAUAGCUUUUAUUAUAAAAUAUUUUUAUUUACAAUGAUUGAAGACUUGCUUUUGUGAUGUUGGCAGCCUUCAUAUUUAAAAUACAUUAUUGGUUGGGAUUCAGAUUUUAUGUUUUAAAUACAUAUUUAUGUAAAUUAUAUUUACAGUUUACAUAAGUUAGUAUUACAUAAUGGAAACUGUUUGCAUCAGAAGUAUUUCCUACUUUUAAUAGUAAGUUUUAAAAUAAUUAUUAUAUAAUUGUGGUUUGGUCACUGAUUAUUUUGUUUCAAUUUUGUCCAGAAGAAGUGUAUAGAUGUGUGCGUUAAUUUUCCAAUUGUAAAUAUUAAUAUAGUUUACCAAACAGUCAUAAAAAAAAUAUAGAUGUCAUUUUUAUUUCAUAUAUUUAUAUUAAAGCCAAGGAUUAAGCUUAAAAAAAUACAAAAAAAGAUCGGUGCACCCAACCACGAGUUUUCAAGAGUACACAUCAUUUUAAAUUGUACUGUUAAUGAUGUGUUGUAGUUUUUCAGAAGUGUUUUAGUAUAUGAAUGGAGUUAUAGUUUAUUUUUGAAACACUUAUCAUUUUUCUGAUGAAAUAUAUCUGUGUAUACCAGUGAUUAUUUAAUCAUUGUAAAGCAUUUUGCUUAUACUAAUUGGUCAAAAUUUAAUUUGUUUAUGAUGGUAUGGCAUGGUGAAAUGGUUUUAAAUUUAAUUACUUCAGAAUGAUGUGAUUAAGUAAAAGAGCUUUUUCUGUCUUAUGUUUGCAAAAAAAUGUAUUUUUUUUUAUUGCAUGUAUAAAGUUUUAUAUUAACUGGAGAGGUAAGGUUUGUUUUAUACUGUCAAGAUGUAUGCAUAUAUUUUGUUAGUGCUGGAAUUUUUUGUCAUUACAAAACUUUGCAAUCUAGGAUUAGUUACUACAACAAGUAAGUAGUAAUUUGCUGUGAGAAAUGUGUGCUGCUUUUUUCUCAUACUUUGUGUUCUUGUGGGGUUAAACUACUGAAUAUAGUUCUACAUGAUUCAUCCACUUGCAUUUGUGUACUGUUGAAUUACCAGCUUCCAAAGAAUAUCAUAUUUACUUGACUGUAAGUUGGCAGUGUUGGCACUAUUUUAUUUUCUAGCAAGUACCAAUUCAUUGCAAACCUCUUAUUAUAUUGAUUGUUUUGAAUAAGCAUGUACAGUAUUGAACCAUUUUAUAUGAUUCAUCCUGCCCAGGUCUAAAAUAUUAUGCUUUGAAAAACUGUAACAAUUCAUAUAUAUAAACAUUAAUAAACAAACAAAAUUUUUUAAAAAAUUAAUGGAUCCUUAAAAUAUUAUUUUGUUUUAAUGGAGGGACAAAUAGUUUGUAAAUUUCAAAUUAAAAUUUACUUUUUUUCGAAAUUUUAUUAAAAUUAAUUUUAAUAAUAUUACUUUGAUUUAUACACAAUUUUUCUUCUUAUUCUGCUAUCCUUUUUCACAGGAAAAGUUUGGUUGCCAAGGUGAUUUAACUUGACAUUUAUUCAAACAAAAUUGUUUAAUUUCUGACAUUGCAUAUAGCACAUAAGAUGUGGUCAGUUUUUCAGUCCUUAAUACUAGGAAAUAAAUUUGCACCUCCAUAAAAAAACUGAGGCCAUUUUUUCUUGCAAUCAAAGAAUUUUUGGAUACCUAAUAUUUUAUGAGUGUAGAGAAGCUAUAUAAGACCACUUCUUUGUCCUCAUGUCCAUGUAAGAAUCCAGGACUCGACAGCCAUGAUGGAUGGGGAGGAAUGAUAGAGAGGAGGGGGGGGGAUAUUUUCAUUUGCACGCUCCACUCUUGUAGAAAGUUUAGGGAAGAUUCAGUGCCCAGAAGUUGUUAACACUACUUUGCUUUUAAAUUCUGGAGUGCAAAAAAAAGGAUCUGCAUCAUGAAAUAAAAUGUGGCAUGUACAUCACUCCAACAUGUGGAAGUUGCAAGUGUGGAUACAAUGGUAAAAAAAACAUGCUCAAGCUAAUUAUAAUUAGUUAAUUCUUAGUGCAAUUAUAGACUAUGUACCAACAGUGGUGUGGACUAGUGUAGCUGUGACAUAAAUGUUGUCAUAAGUGUAGGAGCUGUUUAAAGCUAUUCUAACGUGCAUAAAUAUCUUGUCUUACAUGCCAGAAAACACAUUCGCAGACAUUUUGACCUUGAAUAUCAAUAAUUCUUCAAAGUUAUUUAUUUUUCUUGUAUUAUCACUAUCCCCAGGAAAAGUAAUAGGUUAUAGCAUUUCAUGGGCAUCUUGCAGCCAAGUAAAAAGCAGGUAUAGAAGCCAUUUGUGUGUGUGUGUGUGUGUAUGUAAAAUGUGAGAUUGUAAACAUCCCACAUGCACCUUUGUUCUGAAUUUGAGUAUCCUCAUUUCUGUUUUGGAGAUCUAAAACUGAACCCUUCAGAAUUUUGGCUGUAUGAAAAAUUUAAAAACAUGUUUUAAGUUAUUGGUGCAUCAAACUUGUUGGCGUUGUAGCACGGCUCUUAACUUCAGCCAGAUGUGGAGCAGGAGUGGUGGUACUGACAGGUGCGUGUGUGUUGUGAAGCUCACUGGUAACACCUCGAGUGCAUUGUGCUUGGUCAGUCAAGAUCCACACUGUGUGUUAGUGGCUCCUUGAGCCAUGCUUUCCUUCUUACUGGCAGAUUGAAUUGCUGGCUUGCCACGAGUGAAAACUUUCAAUAGAAGUUACAGUAAAAAGAAACCACUGUACUUGGUAUUCUAUUUUUUAUUUGUUUAAGACUUAAAAGAGCUCAAACUUAGCACAUUAAAAAUACACACAUAUACCUGUACAAAGUAUGGCAUCAUUAUGUGAUACCUGUCUUUGAAACAUUUGUUUCAAGCAAUAAUAUUUGUAAGAAGGCCUAACUUUUCUCGAGCUGGAACUCCGAACCACUGCAAUUUAUAACUAAGUCAAUUUUGCCAGUAUUAGCAAAAAAUAAUAAUAUAUUGUACAGUUAAACUCUGUUGAGAUUUUUAUUUUUAAAGAAUCUUACUAUUCAAAAAAUAUCUUCAUGUAUGGAAAAAGAAUCCAUACACUAGUAACUUUACUAAUGUAAAGUUUGUGUAACAAAAAUAGGGCAUUAUAGUGCAAUGAAUGUUAGCUCAUUACAUACAAUAAUAAAUCUCAUCGCAUGCAGAGUACAUUUUACUGACUUCGGCACAUUAUUUCAUCAUGCUUAGCCAGAGUAAUUUUAAUUGUUGACGAAGCUUCAUUUCUGUAGCCUCAAAUGAGAUCAAUUUAUUGGAAUCAACUUUAUGUUAACUUUUUUAGUGGAAAAAAAACUUUUUUUUCCAUAGUAAUGAUAAAAAAUUUCAAAUAGUUGUAAAUGAUUAAUGAUAGUACAGAAAGGAGCUAAUACGUAGUUAGCUGGUCUGAUAAGAAUUGAGAGUUUGGACCAAGUGUGUGGGGCUGGUAGGUUUAGCUACUGGAACCUUUCCUUUACACACACCACCACACAUCACCACCCUACUUUUUUUUGUAAAUUAUAUAAGUAGGUAAUUUGUUUUUCCCAAAAAAAGAAAAUUUCCCUUUUAAAAUUACAUUAUAUAAAUAAAUUGCAAUCUCUAGGAACUUUAGAGAAGAUAGUUAAACUGAAAUAUUCAAACAUUGUAGCAGUGAAAAUACCUUUUGCAGAAAUGUCUCAAAUUAGUUGUUAAUGUACUCAUUUUCACAGUUUGCGAUAUAGUUAAACUAUUAUUAACUCAGACCAUUGUAUGUCAGAGAUAAAUAUAAUCUUCAGUUCUUGUGAAAAGUACUUGCUGCUUCCCUAGACAUGGUAUUGGUCUGUCAGGUGUUUAACAUAGUACAUUAUUUAACAAUCAUGUAAGAUUUUUUUGUUUAAAAUAACCUUAUAGAAAUUAACGAAAAUUAUCUGUUCCAAGAUGAGCUGGUUUUUUUUUUCUUCCAUAGGGUAAUUAUUUAAUGCAAUGACUAUACAUACAUCUGUUUAGUGCAGUGCAGAGCCAUCUUUACUCAUAAAAAAGAAACCAGUUGCAGCACUCAUAGGUCGCACCGUUCUUUCACCGUCAGAUGGUCGUCAUUAUAGUUUAGCUUGAUGUUAUCAGUCAUUGGCCGACUUUCUUUACCAAAUAUGGAAUAAAAGAAAUUCCAUCUUAUUUUAUGAAGAAAGGCGAAGACUAUCACUUAAAGAUGACAUAUAAAUCUUAGGAGGGAGGGACUUGAUCUCAGACAAGGAACUUCAGGUGUGAUAAAAAUCUGUAGCAUUUCUUUUUUUUUUUUUUUUUUUUUUUUGUAGAUGGAGUGCUCAAAUGUUCUGCAGAAAGGAAUGUUUUGAAUUUCGAGUUAGUGUAUUUGAUCACCAUAUUUAUAAAGAUAGUUGAAUGAGUUUUGCAGACUGUCUUUACAAAAUCAUUUAAUAUGUUUAUGAGUUUAUAGUAUAUUUGAAAUUAUUUUUCAUAUAUGAAUCUAUUUUUUUAUAUACAUAUAUUAAAAUAAUCUAGGAUUUUAUUUAGUACACUAUUCUAUUCUUGGAUUCAAAGUUUUUGAACUAAACAAUACAAUUUUGUAUUGUUUAACAAUGUACAAAAAGAAAAUUAGGAACCAAACAGCAUAAUCCUUUUGUAAAACAAUGAGUUUAGGCAUAAUUUUUUUAUAAAACAUAUUUUAAUCAAAUCAGAUCAGUGUUGCUUCUCAAAAUUUGCGUGAUGGGUCAAUGACGUAUCAAAAUAAUUGCAUCACUUUGGUCUAUUAUUUUUAUUGGUGUUUGGUCUGAUGUUCGGAGUUUUUCUCUCGUGGCAAUCCUUUUCAAACAAAUGUAUACAGUGUCGAACCAUUCAGUGUCACAGCUUUGUCAUUGUCAAUGCCAUGUUUUAUUGUAACAUUGUAACUCAUUACUAGCAAGGAGGUGUGGUCUUUAGCAUGAGGGGAUUAACCAUUUCUCAUAAAGCAUGUAUAGUUUUACUUUCAAAAAAAUGCUGUUGAUUCUAAUUUUGAAAAAUGUUAAUAUGCCUGAUUUCUGAAAACUUCCACUACGUCUUGCACAUUGGUGUCUAAUAUAGUUGAAAUAAUUUUCAUGAAUGUGCAAGAGACUUGCUAGUGUUGCAGCAGUGGUGCCAACUUAAAUCCACAGCAACCAUGUUUCAUUGCUGUAAUCAUGUCACUCUCUUGUAGUAUUUUACUUCCCAUUUGUCUUGUUUGUCAUUUGGAUUGAUGCAUUUUAGUAAUGUUUUAUCUUUCUUUGUAAGUAUAAUUAUGGUAGUUUACAUUCAUGUACUUUUUUUCCUUAGUUAUGGUAAGCAGACAUUUAGUCGAGCAGUUUCACGAGUCGUGUCGAAGACUCUCGACGUGACGCGCCACGUAAGCCACCGUGAAGUACCGUAACUACGUACUGUCGCAUUCAUAUCAUACUGUAGGUACUUAAUGAAACCGUGCGAGCGCACGGUGUGGGGGAAGACGACGGCGCUCUUCCCGCGCAGCCCGUUCCGUGUCGGGAGGAUCAAAGCCGAGGACACGAGUGUAUUUAAUGAACUAUGUGUGAGGUGACAAGAGACUGGAAGAUGGUGUAGUGUAUCUCGCGAGAAAGCUGGGCUCCUGUGGUAGCCGUGGACAUACGGACAUCCUGUGCGUUGUUUCAGUUGGGGGGAGGGAGUGGUAACUGCGAACAACAAAACUCUACUGUAUCUGUUGUCAUAGACUGUGCGUGUUUUUAAACUUAUUAAAAUAAAGAUAAUUUUAGACUCCCUUUAGAAAAAUAAGCGUCAACCUGAAGCUAAUAAAUAAUAUUCAAUUGUGGAUUGACCAAAAAAGUACACAAAAUUAUUUUUUUUGUAUGUGUAUUUUUGUCUUUCUGAAAAUUACAUAGCAGUCAUGGUUCCAAUUUUUAAAUUCCAAGACUAUGAAAACAAAAAUCUAAUGUUCUGUAGUUGAGAAUUUUUAGAUUCUGAUUGAGUGAUGUCCAAUUAAACUGCUAUUAUUGUUCCCAAUACUAUAAUUUAUACAUCUUGCGAGUGAUGUAUUAAAUAUAAAAGAUUACAAAAAUAUAAAAUGUGAAAGGCUGAUUGUUUUCAUUGAAACUUGUUUUUCAAAUGCACUAGUGUGCCCACAGAUGAAUGCUGAGUUCAAAGGAGAAUAUGCUUUCGAAAUGAUCAUAUUGAUGUAUCAUUCUUUUCCAGUGUGUCUCCUUCCAACUGUGUGUAUUUCUACCAGUAGAGUUGUGUAUUGUGUCUUUUUCUCCUCUGUGCAGCUUCUCCCAUUGUAUCCCUCUAAUGUAGAUGUGGGCACACUGUUCCAAUACAACAGAGAGAAAACAA
Molecule: messenger RNA, 19832 nt
Organism: Bacillus rossius redtenbacheri
Lineage: Eukaryota; Metazoa; Arthropoda; Insecta; Phasmatodea; Bacillidae
Gene: Chi
Product: LIM domain-binding protein 2
Exons: 11
Coding region: 840-2798 (652 amino acids)
Biological process (GO): negative regulation of transcription by RNA polymerase II; nervous system development; positive regulation of transcription by RNA polymerase II
Cellular component (GO): transcription regulator complex; nucleus
Molecular function (GO): LIM domain binding
Source: RefSeq, a predicted model, not a curated record